Molecule: messenger RNA, 2489 nt
Organism: Drosophila rhopaloa
Lineage: Eukaryota; Metazoa; Arthropoda; Insecta; Diptera; Drosophilidae
Exons: 3
Coding region: 469-1635 (388 amino acids)
Molecular function (GO): protein binding
Source: RefSeq, a predicted model, not a curated record
UCGCGUGAGCUUUGUCAGCUGAAAAAACAAGAUUUAUGCACCCACAAUUAAUUUUCGUUUUGUGAAGUGACCAGAAACCGUGUUAAAAAGAAACAAAAACCAAGCUAAGCAAGCCCAAAAAAAAACAAAACAAAAAACCUUUUUUAAUAUAAAAAAAAGUGUUGUGUGAAAAGAAAACUGCGAAUCAUGUGAAAAACCACAAUUUAUGCUCGAGUGACAAGAACAACAAAACGAAUUUACGUGGCAGUUGAUUUCGCCGAGAAGAUGCCAAUUGAUUUUGAUUUUCGCAAAUUAUAACGAGACAUUUAUAUGAUUUGAUAGCGAGCCAGAAAUUCGCAAACAAUUCCCGGCGACCAGGCAAGGUCAUAUCGAUUGUCAUCAGCUGCUGUCGGCACCCCACCGCCCAACACCACCCACCACCCACCUCCCAGCCACCCGUAGCCCAACUGAAAAGCAAACAGAGCGAAUAUGCCAAGCUUGCACAAGACAUGGAGGUGCUGGCACCAGAUGCUAAUAAUAUAUGGACUCAUAUUUGUUUCCAGUGCAACGACACUUGACCAGGAGCCUUUGCCGGACUCGUGUGAUGCGAUUAAAUGCCCGCCGGACGCCGAAAUGCAAUGCCCGGUGGACAGUUCCAUUCGCCAAAACCUACUUGCGGUGGACCUGAUUAAGUCGAAUGCGGUGGAGUUGCCCCCACGGGUUGGUGACAUGUCCUCGGGGGAUGCCACAUCUUACAGUAGGAAUGCGAUAUCGGAGGAGGAUUACGUGCAGUGCUGCUUGAACCGGAAGUGUGUGUGCAAGACGUGCUACAUUCCGGACUGCGAUUCGGAAACGGACGAGGUGACGGUGGAGCUGCUGCCGGAGAAUGGCAACACGCCCGGGCAGUGUUGCGGCACCUACGACUGCCGGGCGGAACCCAACUGCACGGUGGCGCGGGACACGGACUACCACUGGCUGAAGCAGUGCCAGCGGUGCAAGUGCGACUCCGGGCUGAAGAUCUGCCACCAGAGCUGUGACGAGCGGGCCGAGGGUGUGUGCCAGUCGAAGAUUCCGGGCAUGUUCUACAAGGACGGCGAAACCUGGACGGACAACUGCCAGACGUGCGAGUGCGUGAAGGGCGAGCCCAAGUGCACGAUGUCCUUGUGCGCCAGCCUCAACUGUCCCAGUGAACGGCAGGUCAAGCUGAAGGACACCUGUUGUCCGGUCUGCUGGCCCAAAUGUGCCCCGAUGCCGCAUGAAAAGCAAGACGAUGAAUCCUACGGGGACUAUGUCGAUGAGUCUGAGCCGGCAGAGGAGGAGCCACUGCCUCCGCUGCUGCCUGAUCUCCCGACCACCGUUCAGCAGAAUUCAGAGCUUUUGGACAGCACCACCACCACUGCUACAACAACAACAACCAGCAGCACCACCACCACCACCGCUGCACCACCACUGGCCAGCUCCAUUUGCCACAAUGCCUUUGACCAACCGAAAGUGGUGGAGGUGGUGAGCCAAACCAACAAUUUCUACCAACUAUGGCUACCGGCCUAUGCGGUUAUAGCCUCCAUUGUCAUUGUGGUCAUGGGCUCCUACAUUUGCCGGCAGCGUGCCAAGAAACGUUCCUACGAUCCGGUCUCCAUUUUGGACCACAGCAUCUAAGCAAGAGAUCUUUCGAAAUACUACUAUUAUUACGACUAAAAAGAAAACUUACCUAGACUAAGUAUUCCGCCUUUUCCAACUUUAUGUUGUUUUGCUUUUUGAGUGUGACCAGAUUUGCUGAUGGAAAUGAGUACGAGUCAGGCCUGGUCACUCUGAAUCAUUCAGUUUAAUCGCCUAAAUAGGAAUACCAAAUACCCAAGUCCUUCUAAAGCCUUUGCCUUUGUUUGUUUGGUAUUGAUCUCAUUUUAACUUUUCACUUUUCACUUGCAAAAAAAAAUAAAACGAAUGAAAGCCACACUAAAAUUUAAGCAACGAACUUCCGCAGCAACAAAAUCAAAGUAUUCUUAUGAAAUUACGCCAACAUAUUUAAUUACAAACGAAACAAGAGUUACUAUUACUAAACAAGCGCAAUUGAUGUAUGUAUAUAUAAUACUUUAUACUUUCCCCUUCCAUGGGAAGUCUACUUUUUUAAACAUAACGUUUUGAUUUAAGAGAACAACCAAAUCAUAUUUAGGAGCGAGUAAGCAAAAAAUAAGUUUACACUUGCUCGAGACACUUCUUAGUUUAUAGUUUUAGCUCUUAAUUUAGGAAGUAUGUGAUAUAUAUGCUAAUUAGCUUAUGUAAUUUGUCAACCAAGGCAUGCUGCUGUUUAAAAAAGUGGAAAACAGUAUUUGCAACACAAGACCCGAAAGCCCCGGAACGAAAUGGAACGCACCGCAAUCGCAGAUGGACGUCCAACUUUAGCUAAUGUCAUAACGUUGCCACAUAAAUGUAUACCAUUAAAACUUUAUUUAAAUUUAUGAUUAAAAAUAAACCAAAAUUGGUAUGCAAAGCGAAGAAACCAAUUAAAUUGA